Entelurus aequoreus (snake pipefish) is the source of this 768-nucleotide messenger RNA. RefSeq names its product SFT2 domain containing 1 (gene sft2d1). The transcript is spliced from 9 exons. Gene Ontology annotation, biological process: vesicle-mediated transport. The coding region runs from base 148 to 633 and encodes 161 amino acids. Lineage: Eukaryota; Metazoa; Chordata; Actinopteri; Syngnathiformes; Syngnathidae. Gene Ontology annotation, cellular component: membrane. The record is from RefSeq and is a predicted model, not a curated record.
UUGUUACACAUCUCUCAAACACUUUGUCCCCCAACUUCUACGUCAUUACUGACUUUCAGACAGUCAGGAGUCAGCACAGGAAGCGAGAUUCGGAGAGGCAGGAAGUCCCUCUUGCUUAAACUUCUGAACAUAACUCUCUGGGAGACGAUGGACAAGCUUCGUCGAGUACUAAACGGCCGAGAAGAAAACGAAGAGUUGGGUCUUACGGCGCAGGUCCUCGAUGCCACCUCGCUCAGCUACAGCACCAGGGUGAAAUGGUUCGCCAUAUGCUUCGCCGGAGGCAUCUUGUGCUCACUACUUGGUUCAGCACUACUGUUCAUUCCCGGCAAGGGCAUCAAACUCUUCGCCGUCUUCUACACAUUGGGAAAUGUUGCAGCGCUUUCCAGCACCUGUUUCCUAAUGGGACCACUAAAGCAACUGAAGCGCAUGUUUGAGCCAACAAGACUUAUAGCGACCGUCGUUAUGUUGCUUUGUCUCGUCUUAACACUCUGUGCAGCGUUUUGGUGGGAAAAAAACAUACUGGCCUUCGUUUUUUGUAUUCUUCAGUUUCUGGCGUUGACAUGGUACAGCAUCUCUUACAUUCCUUUUGCCAGGGAUGCUGUGAUGAAAUGCUUCACAACCUGUCUGAGCUAGGAUUCAGGAGUCCACAAACUCAUGUGAAGACUGGUCCUAAUAUGCAACUGCCAGAACAGUAACUCUGUAAAAUAUUGUUUUCUUUCCUUUUCCUUUUUUUACUUUAGCUCCUUACAUUAUACAUAAUGACAUCUU